This is a messenger RNA of Larimichthys crocea (large yellow croaker), 4602 nucleotides long. RefSeq lists its product as uncharacterized. Gene Ontology annotation, molecular function: nucleic acid binding; aspartic-type endopeptidase activity; zinc ion binding. Gene Ontology annotation, biological process: proteolysis; DNA integration. Lineage: Eukaryota; Metazoa; Chordata; Actinopteri; Sciaenidae. The record is from RefSeq and is a predicted model, not a curated record. The transcript is spliced from 3 exons. The coding region runs from base 436 to 4422 and encodes 1328 amino acids.
UUAGAUUAAUUAAAUUAAAUUGAUAUUGAUGCGUUUUAAAUCAAACUUCAUCCAUCACAACAAACUUCAAAUCAUACGUGUGAUGUUCACAGUAACGUUAUGUGUUGACAGUAUAAACUACGCCACCUGGUGGAGGAACAGGUAAUCAAGUUAGUCAAGGAUUCAGUGAUGGCGGUGCGUGUCAAAGCCUCGGUUAAUAAACCAUGUUGCUGUUCAGUAAGUCGGUGUUCGUCUGGUGCAUGAAUCCACAUCACAAACAUUACAUUGGCGACGAGGAGUAAACGGAAAUGUGCAUGAAGAGUUAACUGGGACACUCCUGUUUUCCCGAGGAGAAAAGAAGGGAAAAGACGAACAAGUGAACGAGUAAGGCUAGGCUAAGUUAGCUAAACUAACAAACAAAAAUACGUAAAUAGCAGUCGGCGCACCACAGCAAGCAUGGCAGGAAACACCGCUGCUCUCCCACCUUUCGACACAGAAACAGACCCAAGCUCUGUUGGACCUCGCUGGAAUAAAUGGGUGCAAAGGUUUGAAAAUUACACCACUGCAAUGAACAUUACCGGAGAUGUUAGGCUCAAAGCACUAUUGUUGCACAUAGCAGGAGAACGAGUGUAUGAUAUCUACGACACGCUAGCAGCAGAAGAUGACAAAUAUGCAGACACGAAGCAGAAGUUAUCUGGAUACUUCUCUCCCAAGAAAAACAUACAGUAUCAAGUGUACAUCUUCAGAAAAGCCACUCAAGAACCAGGAGAAAACUUGGACGGUUAUCACACUAGACUAAGGAUGUUAGCAAAGAACUGUGAGUUUGCAAAUGUUGACGCAGAGAUUAAAACGCAAAUCAUACAAAGCUGUGCAUCAUCCAGGCUGCGCAGGAAAGCACUGAGGGAGCCUGAACUAAGUCUAGAAGAGCUUCUUGACCAUGGAAGGACACUUGAACUGUCUGAAAUACACGCGACUGGCAUAGAAAGCGGCGCAACAGCUACAGUCAACAUGUUGGAUCAAAAGACUAAAGAGAAGCAUCCAAACAACAGCAGAUGGUCAGAAAAACGACGUUCUGACAACCGCUGCAGGAACUGUGGAGGUAAAUAUCCUCAUGAUGGAGAAUGUCCUGCUAAAAGUAAACAAUGCAGAGCCUGUGGUAAACUAAACCACUUUGCAAGACAAUGUCGUUCAAGAUUGAGAGACAUUAACACAAAACGACCACAGAACACAGCUAAUCAACACCCUAAGAAAGUACAUCACAUAACAAAGACUGCACUAGGUGAGAAACCAGAGCACAACUCUUCCAGCAGUGAUGAUGCCUAUGUUUUUGCAGUUGAUGCUGACAAGAUCUCAGAGCUGCCACAGACUCACAUCAAGCUGAACAGCAGUAGUAUGUUAGUUUUAAUCGAUUCAGGAGCCUCAGCGAACUGUGUCAGUGAAACAAGUUUUGAGAAACUGGUGCCACGUCCAAAACUCAGCCCCACCAAAACCAAGAUCUACCCCUUCCGCUCCAGUGUUCCACUGCCUGUUAGCGGUGCUUUCAAGUGCAGUGUGGAGAAAGGACAGAAAAAGACAAUGUGCACGUUUUUUGUGAUUAAAGGUGACGGAUUCAAUGUUCUCAGUUACAAAACAUCCAAAGCACUGGGACUGAUUAAAGUGGUCACAGCAGUAUCAUCCACACCACAGUGCUGCACAGUCGCAGAUGAGCUGGUGGAAAGUCAUCCUGAACUGUUUCAAGGCAUCGGAAAACUGAAAGACUUUCAGGUAAAGCUUCACAUAAAUCCUGACAUCAAACCUACAUGCCAGCCACACCGACGUGUGCCAUUCCACAUCCGCCAGAAGGUCGAGGAUGAGCUUCGGAAAUUGGAGGCAGAUGACAUCAUUGAGGAGGUCUCUGGCCCGACACCAUGGGUCUCACCUAUUGUCGCACCUCCCAAGCCCAAAGACCCUGACAAAGUAAGAAUUUGUGUUGACAUGCGCCAAGCUAACACAGCCAUAGAGAGAGAACGCCAUAUCACUCCCUCCAUGGACGACGUGAUACAUGAGUUAAAUAGAGCAACUGUGUUUUCCAAGCUGGAUCUGAGAGCUGGAUACCACCAGCUAGAGCUUCAUCCAGACAGCAGAUACAUCACCACAUUCACCACUCACCUCGGAUUGAGGCGUUACAAAAGACUGAGUUUCGGGAUAUCGUCCGCUGCUGAGGUAUUUCAGAAUGCCAUAUGCCAAACACUACAAGGUCUCUCUGGUGUGAAGAACCUCAGCGAUGACAUCAUCGUCUACGGUGCCUCCCAGACAGAACAUGACAACAACCUCCGAGCACUGUUCCAGAGACUCAGAGAAAGCGGUCUCACACUCAAUCGUGCAAAAUGUGAGUUCAACAAGUCUAGGCUCGAGUUCUUCAGUUUCAUCUUCUCAGCACAAGGUGUUUCAGCAGAUCCCAAGAAAGUUGCUGCAGUUCAGCACGCUGCAGACCCCCAGAAUCCAGGUGAAAUCAAAACUCUGCUGGGCAUGGCCAAUUAUUGUUCCAGGUUUAUCAAAGACUUCUCCUCCAUCUCAGAACCGCUGCGCAAGCUCACCAGAAAAGACACACCGUGGGCAUGGGGCCCAGAACAGCAAGCUGCAGUACAGACACUGAAAGACAGUCUAACCAGCGACACUACAAUGUCAUACUUCUACCCAGGCAGAGAGACAGAACUGAUUGUGGAUGCUAGCCCUGUUGGACUAGGUGCAAUCCUCUGCCAAAAAGAUGAAAAAGGGGUGAAGUACAUGGUAGCAUAUGCUAGUCGGUCCCUCAGCGAUGUAGAGAGGAGAUACUCACAGACAGAAAAGGAAGCACUGGCCAUUGUGUGGAGCUGCGAGCAUUUCCACCUGUACAUCUAUGGUCAUCCUUUCAUUCUAGUGACAGAUCACAAAGCACUGGAAAUCAUAUGGAACAAUCCCAGGUCAAAACCACCCGCCAGGAUUGAGAGAUGGGGACUGAGGCUUCAACCCUACAACUUCAAGGUGGAAUACAGAAAGGGAGCUGACAACCCAGCUGACUACAUGUCCCGUCACCCCAUCCGUUCUCAGGCAGGUGACAGCACAAGCGCAACAAAAGUAGCAGAAGAAUAUGUGAACUUCAUUGCGAGUCAUGCAACACCUAAAGCCAUGACACUCACUGAGAUCAAGACAGAGACACUUACAGACCCAAUCCUUCAAGAGGUCAGUACUCAUAUCAGAGACAACACAUGGCAUAAAAUUGUCCAGUCACGACAUGCUGACAUAUUAAAGCAGUUCAGACAAGUUAGCAGUGAACUAACAACAUCACAUGCAUCAGACAUUAUACUGCGGGGGACUAGGAUUAUAAUUCCCACUGCCCUGCAAGAUAGAGUGUUACAGCUAGCCCAUGAAGGACACCAGGGCAUUGUCAAAACUAAAGCACUACUCAGAACCAAAGUCUGGUUUCCAGAUAUUGAUCGCAAAGCAGAAGCAGUAGUACGUAGUUGUCUCGCAUGUCAGGCCAACACACCAGUUGCACAUACAGAGCCACUAAAAAUGUCGGUUCUGCCAGAAGCUCCCUGGCAUAGCGUCAGUGCAGACUUUUAUGGACCACUUCCAACUGGAGAGUACUUGCUCGUCAUCAUAGAUGAUUAUACACGCUACCCAGUUGUCGAGAGUGUAAGGUCAACCUCAGCGAGCACGGUCAUUCCGGUCAUGGACAAAAUCUUCUCCAUGUUUGGGAUCCCCAGAGUCGUAAAGACUGACAAUGGUCCCCCUUUUAAUAGUGACCAGUUCUCCCAGUUUGCAGACUAUCUAGGAUUCCAUCACCGCCGGAUCACACCACUUUGGCCUCAAGCCAAUGCUACAGCUGAAAGAUUCAUGCGCACACUGGGCAAAGCUAUUCGUGUAGCAGAAACACAAGGAGUCCCCUGGAAACAACUCAACAUCUUCCUACGUGAGUACCGAUCCACACCUCACAGCUCGACAGAAAGCUCACCUGCUGAACUGUUGUUCCAACGCAAGGUGUACACAAAGAUUCCUGCAUUCACUCACACUGCAAGUAACAGUUCAGACUCUGAAGUGAGAGCAAGAGACAACAAGGCUAAAGCCAAGAUGAAAUCUCAUGCAGACUCUCAUCGUCAUGCUACGUCACACAUUCUCACACCAGGUGACACUGUACUUCAUCGUCAGCCAAAGCAUAACAAGCUCACCACACCGUACAACAAUAAGCCAUACACGGUGACAAAAGUCAAAGGCUCCAUGGUCACAGCGGCCAGAAAUGGACACUUCAUCGUCAGGAACUCUUCAUUCUUCAAGAAGAUAACUCCUGAGCUAUUGGAAAUCCCACCAGAUCCUGUUGAUGAUGAUUGUGAUAACAGUGAUGCCUCUGCGAUCACAACAACGCCAAGAUACCCUUCAAGGCACAACAGACGUCCUCCUGUAUAUCUACGGGACUAUACAUAGCUUAUGGACUGUUGAAGUGCUUGUAAAUGCUGUUAAGACAGAUUUACUAUUUUUCCAUAUGGGUAUAGUGUUCAUACAGUCAAAGAGUUGUUGACAUGUGUUCAAUAUGUAAGACUAAGCCCAGUGUCAGAAUGUCAAAGCAUCAUAUUAGUAAUUGCUGUUAAAAAAAAAAAAAAAAAA